Messenger RNA from Pyricularia pennisetigena, 672 nucleotides. RefSeq lists its product as uncharacterized. The coding region runs from base 1 to 672 and encodes 223 amino acids. Lineage: Eukaryota; Fungi; Ascomycota; Sordariomycetes; Magnaporthales; Pyriculariaceae. The record is from RefSeq and is a predicted model, not a curated record. The transcript has a single exon.
AUGUCUCAACCACCAUAUAAGCAAGGUGACCAUGGGGCAACGGUCCUCAAGGAGCAAACCACCAUAACCCCUUCGACCUGCCCGCCGCAGCCACAACCAGCGCCACCACCCGCAUACACCCCUCGUUCCGCUCAACCCCCAAUUCCUAGAGUCAUGCCCAUGCCCAUGCACUGCAUCACAUCAGAUCUCCUGGCGAGGCUUUUGACCUUUGCCGCCGAUGCAAGGCCAGCCGCCCACGCUGACCAGCAUGACUGCGCCGAGAGCAUGUCGCCCAUAUCCAUCAAGGUCAACACGGCCGUCCGCGUUAGCCAAAGCGACAACCUGGUCGACAUCGGCAGGCCCGACCCGUCGGACAUCGCUGCCGCCAUCGUGGGCGCCAUCGAACGAGCUAGCAGCGCCUCGGCCGGCGUCCCCAUGAUCGACGGGAAUGGUGAGCCGAGGCCGAUCAAGAUCGACGUCGACGCCACCGUCGAGGUCGGCGGCUCGAGGAACGUCGUCGGAAAGGACGAGUUCCUGCGGGAGUACCUGAGGACCCUGGGCGCCGCCGCCGCCUACAGAGCCAAGAGGAGGCGCUCGUCGUCCGUGUCCGGCUCGGAGGAUGACGGGUCAGAGGAUGAGGCUGCAGCUGGUGAUGCCAGCAUGCCGGCCGCCAAGAGGUCACGGAGCACCUGA